CUUCGGCCGCUCAUAAUCACAAAGCCCUCGAGUCCUGUCUCCAUGUCCUCCAAGAACCGAAACAAACAGUGCCUUCAAAAUCUUUAAAAAGCCAAGAACGUCCCCAAAUGUCGUUCUAAAUGGUUCAUGCAAAUUCAAAGAAGAAGUUGCGUUGCAGAUUUGUGUAAAUGGUGGAAGGAGAAGAAAAAGCUUAUCACAGAGAGUCGAACACAAGCUGGGGUUGGCGGUUAAUUCUGUUACUAUAUAUAUCUCUCGUCGCCGCAGCUGCUACCCUCACUCUGCUAAGAAACUUCAACCGCUACUUCCAUUCAAGUCAGGUGACUCAGGUCUCGGGUCAACCCGGACCUGUAGUACAAAACUACGCCAACGCUCUUCAACUCGCCACCCAAUUCUUUGACGCCCAAAAAUCUGGGAAGCUGGUGAAGAACCGGGUCGCGUGGAGAGGGGACUCGGGGCUCCAAGAUGGGAGUGAGGAGGGGUUGGACUUAUCAAAGGGGAUGUAUGAUGCUGGUGAUCUUUUAAAGUUUGGGUUUCCUAUGGCUUUCACUGCAACAGUUUUGUCUUGGGCUAUUCUUGAAUAUGGGGACCAAAUGAAAGAGGUGAAGCAAUUGGGUCAUGCCCAUGACUCGCUGAAGUGGAUCACUGAUUACUUGAUCAAUGCACAUCCUUCCCCAAAUGUGCUCUAUAUUCAGGUGGGUGAUCCUGAAUUAGACCAUAAUUGUUGGCAAAGACCUGAAACCAUGACAGAGAGAAGGCCUCUAGUUCAAAUCAACACAUCUUUCCCAGGAACAGAAGUGGCAGCAGAAACAGCAGCAGCUAUGGCAUCAGCAUCUCUUGUUUUCAGGAAAAUCGACUCCUCAUACUCAAAAUCGCUCCUCAAGCAUGCUGAGCAGCUGUUUAAUUUUGCCGAUACUUAUAGAGGUUCUUAUAGUGUCAGCAUACCCCAAGUGCAGGGGUUCUACAACUCUUCAGGAUAUGGAGAUGAGCUAUUGUGGGCAGCUACCUGGCUCUACCAUGCAACUGGAGAUCUGGACUACCUCAAGUAUGUGACCGAACAGCACGGGCCGACAUUUGCUAUAUGGGGAAGUCCAUCUUGGUUUAGUUGGGAUGACAAGCAUGCUGCAACUCAGGUUUUGAUGUCUAGGAUAAGUUUCUUCGGUGCAAUAGAGCUCCCUAUGGCAGAGAACCUUGAUCUCCAGAUGUACCGAAAAACUGCAGAGGUCUUCUUGUGUGGACUUAUACCUGAUUCGCCUACGGCCGCACCUGACAGAACAGACAAUGGUCUGAUAUGGGUGGAAGAAUGGAACUGUCUACAACAUGCUAUGUCUUCAGCCUUUCUAGCAGUUCUCUAUAGCGACUACAUGGUUACGUCUCAGACUGAAAUGCUGUAUUGUGAUGGGAAAAUUUACAAACCUGAAGAUCUUCGUAGCUUCGCCAUCUCUCAGGCAGAUUACGCGUUGGGAAAAAAUCCGAUGAAGAUGAGUUAUCUUGUAGGGCAUGGGGGUAACUACCCUCAACAAGUGCACCAUAGGGGAUCUUCCAUUCCGGUUGAUGCAGACACUGGCUGCAGAGAUGGGUUUAAAUGGCUGUACUCCCCCGAUCAGAAUCCAAAUGUAGCUGUUGGUGCCCUGGUUGGUGGCCCUUUUCAGAAUGAUAGCUAUAUGGAUAUCAGGAACAAUUCAAAGCAAGGUGAACCAAGCACUUACAAUAGUGCUCUCAUUGUUGCCCUGCUGUCUGGCUUAGUUUCCACUUCUUCGGUGCCCAAGCACUUAUAAUGAAAGCACUUAGCCACCUUGUAUCAUAUGUAGAAAUUUUGUGUGUACUUGUUUAUAGCUCCUACCCUUUUUAGUGUUAGAGGUAGAGAAUCUCAUAGUAAUACCAGAAGUGAUUCUGACCAAUUUUCCUGGAAGUGUAAAUAUGAGUUUCAGUAAUGUAAGUAGUUUUUGUUGAAAUGCCAAUUCAUUUAGUUCAGA
This is a messenger RNA of Rosa rugosa (rugosa rose), 1973 nucleotides long. Its product is annotated as endoglucanase 2-like. Lineage: Eukaryota; Viridiplantae; Streptophyta; Magnoliopsida; Rosales; Rosaceae. The record is from RefSeq and is a predicted model, not a curated record. The coding region runs from base 168 to 1775 and encodes 535 amino acids. Gene Ontology annotation, molecular function: hydrolase activity, hydrolyzing O-glycosyl compounds. Gene Ontology annotation, biological process: carbohydrate metabolic process. The transcript has 6 exons.